Molecule: messenger RNA, 809 nt
Organism: Nematolebias whitei (Rio pearlfish)
Lineage: Eukaryota; Metazoa; Chordata; Actinopteri; Cyprinodontiformes; Rivulidae
Product: ras-related protein Rab-11B
Exons: 5
Coding region: 76-732 (218 amino acids)
Biological process (GO): regulated exocytosis; constitutive secretory pathway
Cellular component (GO): recycling endosome
Molecular function (GO): GTP binding; GTPase activity
Source: RefSeq, a predicted model, not a curated record
CGGUGUUUGCUACCCCGAUAGACGGAGAGAGUUGUGGAUAUUUGCAGGAAAAGUGUGUAAAAAGAGUCUUUUGAUAUGGGAACUCGAGACGAUGAAUACGAUUACUUGUUUAAAGUUGUUCUAAUCGGAGACUCCGGCGUGGGGAAGAGUAAUCUUCUGUCUCGAUUCACAAGAAAUGAGUUCAACUUGGAGAGCAAGAGCACCAUUGGGGUGGAGUUCGCCACCCGCAGCAUCCAGGUGGACGGAAAGACGAUCAAAGCUCAGAUCUGGGACACCGCUGGACAAGAGCGCUACAGAGCAAUCACCUCAGCGUAUUAUCGAGGUGCAGUCGGGGCCCUCCUAGUUUAUGACAUCGCCAAGCACCUGACGUAUGAGAACGUGGAGCGCUGGCUGAAGGAGCUGAGGGACCACGCCGACAAUAACAUCGUCAUCAUGCUCGUGGGGAACAAGAGCGACCUUCGCCACCUCAGGGCCGUGCCCACGGAUGAAGCUCGAGCCUUUGCAGAAAAAAACACGCUGUCAUUCAUUGAGACCUCAGCUUUGGACUCCACCAAUGUCGAAGAAGCGUUCAAGAACAUUCUUACAGAAAUUUACCGUAUUGUAUCUCAGAGGCAAAUAUCGGACAGAUCUGCACACGAUGAUUCACCAGGCAACAACGUUGUGGACAUCAGCGUCCCCCCAACCAUGGACGGGCAAAGAGGAAACAAACUCCCCUGCUGCCAGAGCCUGUGAUCCUUGCAGUUUCCUCCCUUCUCUGCUUUACUUCAACUGUCAUACGCCUUUCAUCACUUCCAUCUUAUUUUAUUUUU